Culex pipiens pallens (northern house mosquito) is the source of this 2862-nucleotide messenger RNA. RefSeq names its product probable G-protein coupled receptor CG31760. The record is from RefSeq and is a predicted model, not a curated record. Gene Ontology annotation, cellular component: membrane. Gene Ontology annotation, molecular function: G protein-coupled receptor activity. The transcript has 8 exons. Gene Ontology annotation, biological process: G protein-coupled receptor signaling pathway. Bases 1 to 2214 code for a protein of 737 amino acids. NCBI's taxonomy places the organism in Eukaryota, Metazoa, Arthropoda, Insecta, Diptera, Culicidae.
AUGUCCUAUCGACAGCAGCGCGUCGUCGCGUUCCACGUGGCACACGUGUCCAGUGCCAACGUCCACACCAGCAGCGAAUGUCCGAUGUCGCCGACGAGUCGUUGCUACUCCGAGGGUCGACACCCUGUCGUGGCCGACAACUGCUGCUUGCGGGUGAACCGGUGCUCCAGACCAGUUCGGAUGGGUUGUGAAACCGUAGAUCGUCGUCACGUCGUAGAACCGGAGAAAAUGGUGGUGUUCGAGGACGAAUCCUCCUCGCCGGGGCUGCGUUCACCCAAGUUCGCACCCUCACCACUAAACAUAUCGUACCGGGGCUGGUGGACGUACCCGUACUACUCCUGCACCCACAAGCGCUGGAUCCUGUCGUACAGCGUCGCGAUACCACCGAUGGGAAGGCACGGAUUGCGUGGCUUCCUGAGCAUCGACAUCGACAUCUCGGAUCUGCAGGUCAACCAGUGUGACAACGCGAACAAGCUGGAAAUCAUGAGCUACAACUACCACCUUAGACAAUACUAUCCGUUCGUGCGGAACAUCAAGCUCAGCGAGGAGAACGAGCAGCUGAACCAGAUCGAGGCGUUCCACGGGUCGCACAAGUGUCACGUGCACAGCAUGAGGUGCGUGUAUCGGCCGGUCAGCGUUACGGCGGCGGCCAUCAACAUGAACUACAAUCACUACAGCAACACGAGCAGCUUUACGAACGCCACCGGGGGAAGUGGCGCGGCCAUGAUCAGCAAGAGCCUUCGGAUCAUUCAGGGCUGGACGCGGGGAGCGUACGAGUGCAAGUGCCGGGACGGGUUCUACUCGUUGCCACAUCCGCAGGGCUUCAACGGGAGCAUAAUGGAGGUGGCCUUCCAGGAGUACCGGGACAACAUCAGUUCCUACUACAUGGACGUGUUCGUGUGUGUCCGGUGUGCGCCGGGGUGUGCCACCUGUACGGGGCCGGAACCGUGCCUGGCCAGUUACAACUGGGUGUUCAGGACGACCCUGCUCACCUUUUCGGUGAUGUGCGCGGGCUUCACCGUAGUUCUGGUGCUGUACAUGUACCAGCAUCGCAAGGUCAAGGUGUUCAAGGUGGCCAGUCCGAUCUUCCUCACCAUCACCCUGCUGGGUUGUGCCUUCAUGUACCUGGAGAUGGCGGCCAUCUUCCCGAUCCUGGACACGUACUCGUGCAUCGCCACCAAGUGGACCCGCCACAUGGGCUUCUGUGUGACCUACACGGCGCUGCUCAUGAAGACCUGGCGCGUCUCGCUGACUUACCGCGUCAAGUCGGCCCACAAGGUCAAGCUGACCGACAAGCAGCUGCUCCAGUGGAUGGUUCCGAUUCUGCUCGUGAUGCUCAUCUAUCUGGGCACGUGGACACUGUCCGCACCACCGACGGCCGAGAAGAUCGUCGACCAGAACGGACUAAUAUUUAAACAAUGCUCGUACAACUGGUGGGACCACAGUCUGGCCAUCGGCGAGGUUCUGUUCCUGGCGUGGGGCAUCCGCGUCUGCUACAACGUCCGCAACGCCGAAUCCCUGUACAACGAGGCCCGGCUCAUCUCGUACGCCAUCUACAAUAUCGCGCUCGUUAACACCACCAUGGUUGCGUUCCAUUUAUUCUUCUUCCCCCAGGCCGGCCCCGACAUCAAAUAUCUGCUGGGCUUCUUGCGAACCCAGCUCAGCACAUCCGUCACGAUAGCGCUGGUCUUUGGGCCGAAAGUGCUGCGAAUUUUGCGCGGCCAAGGUGACCAGUGGGAUCAGCGGGCCCGCAAGCGUGGCAUUACGGCGUCCUUUUCGCUCAACGGCAUCGGGCUGGUGCCGGAGGAAACCGCCGACCUGUACCAGGAAAACGAGGAACUGAAAGAAGAGAUUCAGAAACUCGCUGCUCAAAUUGAAUUCAUGAAGAUUGUUCACAUGGAGAUGAACAAUCGCCACCUGAAGCCAAAGCCGGGCAGUUACUUCACGCUGAAGAGCCCCCUCGGCAAAAGUAUUGGGGCUGGGGGGCUGCACUCGUCCCACCGGUACAAACACACGCCGAAGGAGGACUCGCUGAAGGAGAACAGCGGCGUCAUCACCGAGGACGGACACAGCGGGGGCACCAACAGCUGCUACUCCGGGACGGCCAAUUCGAUUGGCUUCCCAUCAACAACUACAACAACGCACAUCGGUCAGCAGCAGCAGCAAACGCUCCAGCAAGUCCCGCCACAAUCCAACGGAACCGAAAGGGUAUGACAUGGCUACCGAGGUGGAUCACCAGCAACAGCAACUGCAUCGCCAUCAGCAUCCGUCGUAGUUGUCUUCGAAACCCCUCCCGCAACCCCACCCCAGCGUGGCCACUGGCCGUCCCCAUCCCCGUCAACGACCCCCACGUGUACGACCACCGACAGUAGCAACCGCAACGAUGGCGUCAACAUGAAUUACAGUCUCGGAAGGAAGAAGCAAAAGGUCGACGAGCAGCAGCAGCAUUACAGCAACAACAACAACAACCACUCUAAACUGUCAACAACAGUAACAACAUCGUCAACGGACAGAACCAACAACAACAACAACAACUUAAACGACGACGAGUUACGGGAACCGGGACAGCAGCAACAGAUUGAAAUCGUCCCGUCAACGACGGUGACGUCUUCUUCGUCACGCUCGGCGGACCAGCACCAGGAACCACAGGAACAGCGCUACAAUCGGAUAAAUAAUAACCAUGUAAUUGCUGGUGUUGGCGCUGGUCCGGUGGAAUGUCCCCGUGGAGAAACAGUCGAAUCUGUUGCUUGCGGUGAUGAAUGUGAUGCAGCAACAGCAACAGUAAUAGACGUGAGCAUAAGUGGUGGUCCUUGCCCAAGUCCGGCGGAAGUUCCUACCCCUACCAAUGACGGUGGCCAUGAA